AUGGGCCAGGCGAACCUUGCCAAAUCCCCCUGGAUCGAGUCCUACCGCAUCGAUCUGCCGGGAUGCCGGGGGAGCCGAACGACCGUGCUGGACUUUGUGGCCUCGCCAGGGACACCCCGCGAUCUCCCUGCCCAGGCCCAGGCCGCGGAGGUCCGUGAGCUGGCCGCCAGGAAGCAGGCACGCAGAGAUGCUACCAAGGCAUUAUAUGCUCGGGUGGAUGUGCCCCGCGCGACCCUGGCCUCUGGGGGCAGCAUUCCCCUGGUGGGCCUGGGCACCUGGAAGGCGGAGAGGGGCCAGGUGCGGUCCGCCGUGCACGCCGCUCUGAAGGCCGGGUACCGCCACAUCGACUGCGCCUCAGUGUACCAGAACGAGGAGGAGGUGGGGGAGGCCCUGCAGGCCGCACUGGGCAGCGGCGCCAUUCCUCGGGAGGAGCUGUUCAUCUGCUCCAAGCUCUGGAACUCAGACCAUGCCGUGGGGCGCGUGAGGGCCGCCUGCGUCAAGUCCCUGGCGGCGCUGCGCCUGACCUACCUCGACCUCUACCUCAUCCACUGGCCCGUCACCGGCAUCCCCGGUCCCGCCCUGACCCCCUCCUUGCGAGACACCUGGGACGCCAUGGAGGGGCUGGUGCGGGAGGGGCUGGUGCGUGCCAUCGGCAUGUCCAACUUCUCUGCCCGGAAGAUGGAGGAGGUGAUGCAGCACGCCACCAUCCAGCCGGCCGUGUGCCAGAUCGAGGCGCACCCCUACUGGCGGAACGACGCCCUGCUGGGCUGGUGUCGGGAGAGGGGCAUCCAUGUCACGGCGUUUUCCCCGCUGGGCUCCCCCGACUCGGCCUCCAUCUUCCCCCGCAAGCUCCCGCUGGACCUGCUGCGGGACGAGCGGGUGCUGGCGGUCGCCGCGGCGUGCGGCAAGAACGCGGGCCAGGUGCUGAUCCGCUGGGCGCUGCAGCAUGGCACCAGCGUCAUCCCCAAGAGCACCUCACCCGCGCGCAUCGCAGGCAACCUACAGGUCUUGGACUGGGAGCUGACCGAGGAGGACAUGGCCGCGCUGAGCACGCUGCCCGUGCAGCAGCGCAUGGUCAACGGCGCCACCUGGCUCCACCCCAGGGGUCCCUACAGCGGCGCGCGCAUGCCGCUGCUGGGCCUGGGCACGUGGAAGGCGCCGCCCGGCCAGGUUGCGGCGGCGGUGCAGGCGGCGGUGCGCCUGGGCUACCGCCACCUGGACUGCGCGGAGGUGUACCGCAACGAGGCCGAGGUGGGCGCGGCCCUUGCCGCGCUGUUCGAGGCCGGCGUGGUGCGGCGCGAGGACCUGUUCAUCACGGGCAAGCUGUGGAACACGUCGCACGCGGCCGCCGCCGUGGAGCGCGCGGCCCGGCGCACGCUGCGUGCGCUGCGCCUCGACUACCUCGACCUGUACCUGAUGCACUGGCCGGUGACGGGGACGAAAGGCCCGCGCCUGACGCCCCCCACCGCCGAGACCUGGGGCGCCAUGGAGGGGCUGGUGCACGCGGGUCUGGCGCGCUCCAUCGGCGUGGCCAACUUCUCCGUCCGGAAGCUGGAGGAGCUGGCGGCGGGCGCCACCAUCCCGCCGGCGGUGUGCCAGGUGGAGGCGCACCCCUACUUCCGCAACGAGCGCCUGCUGGCGCACUGCCGCGCCGCGGGCAUCCAUCUCACCGCCUACUCCCCGCUGGGGUCCCCGGACAGCGCGGCGGAGCUGGGGCGCGCCCCCAGCGCGCGCCUGCUGGACGACCCCGUGCUGGCGGAGGUGGCGGGCGAGGCGGGGCGGACCCCCGCGCAGGUGGCGCUGCGCUGGGCGCUGCAGCGCGGGACCUCCUUCCUGCCCAAGAGCACCAACGAGGACCGCAUCAAGCAAAAUGCGGACGUCUGGGACUGGGAGUUGUCGGAGGAAGCCAUGGCAAAGCUGAAUGGCAUCGCCCACCAGCAGCGCAUGGUGGACGGUUCCUUCUGGCUGAGCGAGGAGGGGCCGUACAAGACCUUGUCGGACCUCUGGGACGAGCCCUGA
Messenger RNA from Auxenochlorella protothecoides, 2019 nucleotides. RefSeq names its product Aldo-keto reductase family 4 member C10. The transcript has 6 exons. Gene Ontology annotation, cellular component: cytosol. NCBI's taxonomy places the organism in Eukaryota, Viridiplantae, Chlorophyta, Trebouxiophyceae, Chlorellales, Chlorellaceae. The coding region runs from base 1 to 2019 and encodes 672 amino acids. The record is from RefSeq and is a predicted model, not a curated record. Gene Ontology annotation, molecular function: aldose reductase (NADPH) activity.